ACUUCUUACCAAGUCAGAUGUUGAACCGACCCGAUACUUAUGGUUCAAUGAAGGAGGCCACCAGAAUAAUCUGCAUGUGAAAUUUGGUAUUGCAUGUUUUCGGGUUCGUACCUCUUCCUUCACCAAUUCUUCUUUGUUGGAGUUCACGUUUUUGCAGCCCCGAUCAUACGCCGAACCCAUCGACGGUCGUCUUGCCGACUUAAUCCCUGCCCAGUUCAAAACCAACACUCGUUGGAUCGAAGCCGCGCCCACCAUCUGCAUGGCGGAUAUCAAUGUCAUAGAUCACACUGGUGCUGCGGUCCCCGAAAACCUCCUUGCAUCAACCCUUGGAGGUGCCACCGUGGACAUCGCUUUUACACUGCGUGGUUGGAAGUUCGGUCGUGAUGCGACCUGGGGUUUCGCUUUGGAUGUUAAGCAAAUCGUUGUACUCCGACCUGAACAAACAGAAAUCGCACCUCCCUUCCCUUUCUAUAAUCCAAUAACGCCACCAAGGUCUAACACUGCUUACUACCCCCCUAUGCCAAUGACACCUUCAAAUACUGCCGGUACGC
Lentinula edodes (shiitake mushroom) is the source of this 551-nucleotide messenger RNA. RefSeq lists its product as uncharacterized. The record is from RefSeq and is a predicted model, not a curated record. The coding region runs from base 94 to 384 and encodes 96 amino acids. The transcript has 2 exons. Lineage: Eukaryota; Fungi; Basidiomycota; Agaricomycetes; Agaricales; Omphalotaceae.